CCCCGUACUCUACUCACACCACCUGCUCUUAUAUUCUUAUUUCCUCCUUCACUGGUCCGUACACAUUUCCGCUCUGCGAUAGAAGACAACGGCGACGACGAUGCUCGGCGGAUUCAUGAGCUACUUUGGCGGGCGUCGCGACCCAAAGAUGUCCUCGCGCGAUGCGAUAGUCACGCUGCGGCAGCAGCUGCAGAUGGUCGAGAAGAAGGAGGAGUACCUCCAGAAGAAGAUUGAGGAAGAGCUCAACAAGGCGCGGGCCAACGCCGUCUCGAACAAGGCCGCGGCGACGGCGGCGCUGAAGCGCAAGAAGGUGACCGAACAGGAGCUCGAGCGGCUCCAGGGCACGCGGUUCCAGCUCGAGAUGCAGGUCAACACGCUCGAGUCCGCGAGCUUCAACUCGGAGACGAUGGCCGCGAUGAAGAAGGCGACGUCGGCGCUGAAGGACAUCCACGGCUCGUUUGACAUCAACAAGGUCGACGCUACGAUGGCGGAUAUACAGGAGCAGACGCAGCUCGCGAACGAGGUCUCAGAGGCGAUCUCGAGCACAGCGUACACGGGUGUGGAGGUGGACGAGGACGAGUUGAGGCAAGAACUUGCAGACCUCGAGCAGGAGGAGCUGGAUACGCGGCUCGCAGGGGCAGACCAUGUCCCAGUACAUCAUCCAGCAGGCAAGGUCACUGCGAAACCGGCGAAGGUUGCGGAGUUGGACGACGAAGAGGCGCAGCUCAAGGAGCUACAAGCUGCGCUCGCGAUGUAGCGCUUGUGGCCCUUCCCUGUUUUUCUCCGAUCUAGGAUCCCCCCGCAUACACCGCCUCCCUUCCUUUACACACCCUCGCUUUGUAAUGACCUUGCUGCCAUUUCGUUCCUGAACCAACCGCCCGAGCCUCCCACUAUAUUUCCUUUCUGUCACCUGUGUUAAUACACAACUCCGGUCCCUUUGUACACUUUACGACAUGUUAUUGUAUAUUCUUACCGGUGAUCUUUUUCCAAUGCAAGGCCCCCAAGAUGCAUAGAG
Phanerochaete carnosa HHB-10118-sp is the source of this 1015-nucleotide messenger RNA. RefSeq lists its product as uncharacterized. The transcript is spliced from 5 exons. Gene Ontology annotation, cellular component: cytoplasmic side of plasma membrane; ESCRT III complex; multivesicular body. Gene Ontology annotation, biological process: vesicle budding from membrane; late endosome to vacuole transport via multivesicular body sorting pathway. Bases 101 to 757 code for a protein of 218 amino acids. NCBI's taxonomy places the organism in Eukaryota, Fungi, Basidiomycota, Agaricomycetes, Polyporales, Phanerochaetaceae. The record is from RefSeq and is a predicted model, not a curated record.